Molecule: messenger RNA, 2183 nt
Organism: Ornithorhynchus anatinus (platypus)
Lineage: Eukaryota; Metazoa; Chordata; Mammalia; Monotremata; Ornithorhynchidae
Gene: MAB21L1
Product: mab-21 like 1
Exons: 1
Coding region: 150-1229 (359 amino acids)
Source: RefSeq, a predicted model, not a curated record
GGGGAGGGGGCCGGGGGCGAGGGAAGGAGUUCCAGCUGAGAGCGGGCCGGCCUGUUUCUCCUCUGAAGUUGGCUCCCGCCUCAGCAGCCGCAUUGGAUCCCACAGCCUACUGCGAGACUCCGGUGUACAAUCCGGAUCUCUGCCCCAACAUGAUCGCGGCCCAGGCCAAGCUGGUCUACCACCUGAACAAGUACUACAACGAGAAGUGCCAGGCCCGCAAGGCGGCCAUCGCCAAAACCAUCCGGGAGGUCUGCAAGGUGGUCUCGGACGUCCUGAAGGAGGUGGAGGUGCAGGAGCCCCGCUUCAUCAGCUCGCUCAACGAGAUGGACAACCGCUACGAGGGGCUGGAGGUGGUCUCCCCCACGGAGUUCGAGGUGGUCCUCUACCUCAACCAGAUGGGGGUGUUCAACUUCGUGGACGACGGGUCCCUGCCGGGCUGCGCCGUCCUCAAGCUCAGCGACGGGCGCAAGAGGAGCAUGUCGCUGUGGGUGGAGUUCAUCACGGCGUCCGGUUACCUCUCGGCUCGCAAAAUCCGGUCCCGGUUCCAGACGCUGGUGGCCCAGGCGGUGGACAAGUGCAGCUACCGGGACGUGGUCAAGAUGGUGGCGGACACCAGCGAGGUCCGGCUGAGGAUCCGGGACCGCUACGUGGUGCAGAUCACCCCGGCCUUCAAGUGCACCGGCAUCUGGCCGCGGAGCGCGGCCCACUGGCCCCUGCCCCACAUCCCCUGGCCGGGCCCCAACCGGGUGGCCGAGGUCAAGGCCGAGGGUUUCAACCUCCUGUCCAAGGAGUGCCACUCGCUGGCCGGCAAGCAGAGCUCGGCCGAGAGCGACGCCUGGGUGCUGCAGUUCGCCGAGGCGGAGAACCGGCUGCAGAUGGGCGGCUGCAGGAAGAAAUGCCUCUCCAUCCUCAAAACGCUGCGGGACCGGCACCUCGAGCUGCCCGGCCAGCCCUUGAACAAUUACCACAUGAAGACGCUCGUUUCCUACGAGUGUGAAAAGCAUCCCCGCGAGUCGGACUGGGACGAGUCCUGCCUGGGCGACCGGCUCAACGGCAUCUUGCUGCAGCUCAUCUCCUGCCUCCAGUGCCGGCGGUGCCCGCACUACUUCCUCCCCAACUUAGACCUGUUCCAGGGCAAACCUCACUCGGCCCUGGAGAACGCCGCCAAACAGACGUGGCGGCUGGCCAGGGAGAUACUCACCAACCCCAAAAGUUUGGAGAAACUUUAAAAUAAUAACGAUAACGAAAAAAAAAAAAGGGCCUGCCGCCACCUGGGCCCGGGCCCCCCUCCUCUCGGCGGACCCGGCCCGGGCGGGGGACGAGGGGGGAAAAUUUCCCGGGCCCAUCGGGGUUAGAAAUCUCCGCCCGACCAGGCUAACGUCCCUUUCUUCAACGACGACCAAAACGGGGGGAGGGGGGGGCGGAAAAAAGGAAUAUAUCGCUUAGGCACCGUUUCUCCCUUCCCUCGCCAAUUUAUGGGGAAAGAAAAAAACCCCCAACAAAACCACCACCCGAACCGAGGCUUCGUCCUCCCUUCGCGGCCUUCUGCAAGCUCCUCGCCACCUCACCCCAACGCGUCGAAAACAAACAACCCCCGGGAGGGGCGACUACUACGGCCCCCGAAAGCGACCGUCCCGCCCAGCCUGUCCAUGGAUUAUAACAACCCCGGGGGUUUCUAGGUCAGUCCAGCUGUGAGUAGAAAGCUCUUCGGACAGGCCUCUCGAACAAAAUUCUAAUGUACGUUCUGUAGCAGAUAUUGUGCUCUCACAUUGUCUUUGAAAGUGUGGAUGUUGGUGUCUUUGUGAUUUGGUGAACAGAAGUUAAAUGGCCAUUUUGGAGACUUCGGGACAUUUUCUGCUCAAGAAGAUACCAUUUUCAAGGUAGAUUUUUUCUCAUGGUACUUUUGUUAACUGUCUUGGCAAGUGUCUCAACUUCAAAGUUUACAUUUUGUUCCAAAUAUAUUGCUUGUUCUAUUUCUAACAUUCCACAGAUAUACUUGAAAUGUUAUUUAAAUAUAUUCGAAAAUUUGGAUUCUGCUUAUAUUAUAAACGCUUGAAUAUUGGAAUUAUAUAUUUGAAAAAUGCACUUGAAAUACACUGGAUAAUUACGUUUUGUGAUUUAGAUUUUAAUUUCUGUUGCUGGUUUUUAUUUAAUUACAAGCUAAUAAAUGAAGUAAAAGAAAA